CCACCAUGCGGCCCUUCCUCACCACCUUCGCCGUCCUCGCCGCCGCCACCUCCAUCCACGCCCUCACCAGGGAAGACUACCUCAACGCUACCGAGAACUUCAUCCAGCAGUAUCUCUCACCCAACAACGAAAAGGUCGCGAACAGUAUCAACAGUACACUGUUUGCUGAGAAUGUUACUGGCACCGUGGAUAUCUCUACCAACUUUGACGGGCGUGAACUCGCAACGGAAUACCUUUUCGGCUUCUUUGUUGGCCAAGCAAAAGAUGCCACUGACCCGUCUCCGUACGGUAUCCCCGUCUCUUACAAGUACUCGGCAUUGAUGAUCCAAGAACCCUACGUCCAAGCUUCCGUCAAGUUCGGCUUCUACUACCCAGUACUCAACACUACCGUGCCAGUGCAGAUCGACAUCUGGUUCUUGUUCAACGACAACUUGGAAGUGCAGCAGUACGACCUCGUCCUCCGCCGAGCCGCUUGGGCAUUCGAAGACCUCGCACCCUACCUAACCCCCUUCAUGGCCGCCCGCCUCUCCCUCCCCCAAAACACCUCCCAACCCACCAUCCUCCGCUCCUACUUUACCCAAAAAAUCUGUUCCACCGCCCUCUCCUACUGCAACGGCACCAACCAGCAAUACGCCUCUUUCGAAGACUGCGAAGAACAGCUGGGAGGGAAGGAUCUGGGCGAGUGGUUUAGGGCGGGUGAUGAUAAUUUGGUGUGCAGGAAUUUGCAUGUGCCGAUGGUGCCGUUGAGGCCCCAGGUGCAUUGUGAGCAUGUGGGGCCUAGUGGGGGGGAUAUGUGUAUUCCUAGGAACUAUUCGCAAGUGGUACUUGACGAACACUUUCCAGCUGGCUUUUUGGCUCAACAGCCGCAUCAAGUAUCUGGCGACGCUUCCUCCUCUCCUUCUUCUCCUUCUCCACCCACAGACGACGAUGAGGAGGAUGGUGACGAAGAGGAAGAGGAAGAGGAGGAAGAGUAGAGACAUUCGGGUAUUUAGGUAUUCAUUGAUAGCGCGGCGGAUGGUGGGCCGGGGUGGGAGCAGAAGCAUUACGACAUCGAGCUGAGGAGGUGCUCUUCUUCAUUUACGAUUUACGAUUUACAAUGGGUUAUAGUAUAAUACUGUUCAUGGACUCUGGGCAUGUAUAAACAUGAGAA
This is a messenger RNA of Cryptococcus amylolentus CBS 6039, 1150 nucleotides long. RefSeq lists its product as hypothetical. The record is from RefSeq and is a predicted model, not a curated record. The transcript has 11 exons. The coding region runs from base 6 to 974 and encodes 322 amino acids. NCBI's taxonomy places the organism in Eukaryota, Fungi, Basidiomycota, Tremellomycetes, Tremellales, Cryptococcaceae.